AGUCGAUAUUGCAUUGGCUGAUUAUCAUUUUGAAAUUUCAUUUCGUUGAUUUCGUUAUGAUACCGUUUUUUAGAAAUUUCAUAAUGUCCAAAGCUAGCGCCGUUAAAAUUGUCCCACAAAAGCAUAUCGAUGAAGGAACUUCAUUUGCCAGUACAUUAAAAGCUCUAGAAGAUCCCAUACCUUCUCUUCCAGCUAAACCAAUUACUAUUUCUAUCGUUGGUGCUGGUCAGAGAGGUUGCGGAUACGCAUUUUAUGCUAAAAUGAAUCCACAAUUGGCUAAGGUUGUUGCUGUUGCUGAACCGCGUGAAAGUCGCAGGAAAAAAAUGCAAGAGACAUAUAAUAUUCCUGACGAAAAUGUAUUUAGCGAUUGGAAAGAACUCGCAAAACGUCCUAAGAUAAGUGACGCGAUUGUAAUUGCAACUUUGGAUCAUCUCCAUAUGGAACCCGCAAUCGCAUUUGCAGAUUUAAAAUAUCAUAUUUUACUAGAAAAGCCAAUGUCCGUCAAUCUUGAUGAAUGCAAAAAAAUUACCGAUGCUGCAAUCAGAAACAAAAUCGUGUUCUUAGUAGGACACGUGUUAAGAUACACUCCACAUAAUCGGCUUAUUAAAAGAAUUAUCGAUUCAGGGUUGUUGGGAAAUAUUAUUAAUAUUCAACACUUGGAACCGGUUGGUAAUUGGCAUUUUGCACACUCGUAUGUAAGAGGCAAUUGGAGAAAAGAACAAGAUUCUUGCUUUUCCCUAAUGACAAAGUGUUGUCACGAUAUUGAUUUAAUGUUGCAUUGGAAUGAUUCUCCUUGUGUGAAAAUAAGUUCAUUUGGAAACUUAUCACAUUUUAAUUCAAGAAAUAAACCUACCGGAGCAGGAGAUGCAAAACGAUGUCUAGAUUGUGCAUAUGAACCUUCGUGUGCAUAUUCUGCGAAGAAGAUUUAUAUCAAGUCAUUUGAAAACGGAAAUACUCAUUGGCCCGUAAGCGUGGUUACAGAUGUAUUUGAUAUUGAACAUUUGGCUGAAGCAUUAAAAACUGGGCCGUAUGGUCGAUGUGUCUAUGAAUGUGAUAAUGAUGUUGCGGAUCACCAGGUUGUAAAUAUGGAAUUUGCGAGUGGCGCUACAGCAACCGUUACAAUGGUUGCUUUUACUGAAUCCAUAUGUGAAAGAAAAACUAGGAUCUUUGGCUCUCUUGGAGAGAUAGAAUGUGAUGGUAUGAACACAAUAAGCUAUUAUAAUUUCCUAACGAAAAAGAAAGAAAUUCUAAACGCUAAAAAUAUCACUGGUGGUACUGAUUUGGGUGGCCAUGGUGGAGGUGACAUUGGCUUAAUGGAAGCAUUUCUUUAUGCAAUUUCAUCAAAAGACGAAUCUAACAAAUUUAAUGUUUCAGGAGCUGAAGAAACAUUCGAUUCCCAUUUAUAUGUGUUUGCCGCGGAACAUUCGAGGAGAAUCGGACAAGUUGUUAAUAUUGAAGAUUUUAAACACAAUACUGACAAAACCGAAAAUGAUAUUUAAAAUACUGAUUGAUUUAAAGCUAUAAUUUGUAUUAACGUAAAUAAAUUUAUUUAUUAUAAAAGAAACUUAUUUAUUUUUUAC
Messenger RNA from Rhizophagus irregularis DAOM 181602=DAOM 197198, 1580 nucleotides. RefSeq lists its product as uncharacterized. Gene Ontology annotation, molecular function: nucleotide binding. Lineage: Eukaryota; Fungi; Glomeromycota; Glomeromycetes; Glomerales; Glomeraceae. The record is from RefSeq and is a predicted model, not a curated record.